Salvelinus namaycush (lake trout) is the source of this 2347-nucleotide messenger RNA. RefSeq names its product finTRIM family, member 82 (gene ftr82). The record is from RefSeq and is a predicted model, not a curated record. The transcript is spliced from 7 exons. Lineage: Eukaryota; Metazoa; Chordata; Actinopteri; Salmoniformes; Salmonidae. Gene Ontology annotation, molecular function: protein binding; zinc ion binding. Bases 245 to 1969 code for a protein of 574 amino acids.
UGGGCUGAGCUCUACAUACUCUCUCUCAGGCAGCACAGGGGUAGAGCCUGCUUUCAAUCAAUAACCUCUGGAAUUCAGAAAUACAAGUAGGUCCCGUCUCUGGCAGGCUCUGCCACACUCUUGUGGACGGCGGACUCCCUAGUGCACCGGUUAGAUCCCUCUGUGUAUUCCUCCGUCUGUCUGUCUGCCUUUCUCUCUCUCUACAGUUCUGAGGAGUGUUUGUGUAGUGUAGUGAGUAGCGACGAUGGCUGAUCCCACGUCUUCGGAUUACUUCAGCUGCCCACUGUGUGUGGGGCUGCUGAGGGACCCCGUGGCUAUCCCCUGCGGACACAGUUUCUGCAUGGACUGCAUCAGCGGCUACUGGAACGAGGCAGACUACACAGGGAUCUACAUCUGCCCCCAGUGUAAGAUCACCUUCACCCAGAGGCCUGUGCUCAGGCCCAACACUAUGCUCACCAAGGUGGCAGAGAAGAUCAAGAAGACUGGUGCCAACCUCAACCUGAACCUCACGCCUCCAGGGAACACCUUUGCUGGGCCUGCCGACGUGCCCUGUGACUACUGCUCUGGUAAGAAGCUCAAGGCUGUUAAGUCCUGCCUGAACUGCCUGGCCUCAUACUGUGAGAAGCACCUGAAGCCCCACUAUGAGUCAGCCACAUUCAAAAGGCACAAGCUGGUGGACGAGCUGGGGAACCUGGACAGAAAGAUCUGCCCCCAGCACCAGAAGUCCCUGGAGCUGUUUUGCCGGACCGACCAGAUGUGUAUCUGUGCCAUCUGUACUGUCAGCGAACACAAGGGACAUGACAUCGUCUCAGCCGAGGCAGAGAGGAGUGAGAAACAGAAACUCCUGGGAGUUGCUCAAGCUGAGAUCAGACAGAAAUGUCAGGACAGGGUGAAGGAGCUGGAGGAACUGAGAACAGCAGUGGACUCACUAAAGAGCUCAGCCCGGAGGGCCAUGGCGGAGAGUGAGAAGAUGUUUGAGGAUAUGAUCCGCUCCAUCGAGAGAAUGAGGUCAGAGGUGACAAAGAUGAUUGGCAUCAACGAGAAGGCUGCGUUCAACCAGGCUGAGGGGCUGGUGGAGAGGCUGGAGCAGGAGAUAGAGGAGCUGAAGAAGAAGGAGACGGGACUCAAACAGCUGUACAGCACUGAGGACCACAUCCACUUCCUACAGAACUUCAACUAUCUGUGUACUCCCACGGAUGAUGGCUUUAUCCCCAGAGUGUCGGUGAACCCAGACUUCUCGUUCAGCGCAGCCAGGAAAGCCGUGGCAGAGAUCAAGGAUCGUCUGGAAGAGCUGGGUAGAGAGGAACUUGUGAAGAUCUCCAAGUCAGUGAACGAAGUCCCUGUUUAUACGACAGAAAAGAGAGAGAAAAGCAGCAGAGUCAUAGAAGUCAUGACAGUGGACAGCCCUCCUCCACCAGAGCCCAAGACCAGAUCAGAGUUUCUGAAAUACUUCUGCCAGCUGAGACUGGACCCCAGCACAGCCUACAAGGAGCUACACCUGUCAGACAGCAGCAGAAAGGUGAUCCGAACCAGGGACCUCCAGCCCUACUCUGACACCCCGGAAAGGUUUGACAGCUUCGCGCAAGUGCUGUGCCGCGAGGCCCUGUCUGGUGGCCGCUUCUACUGGGAGAUCGAGUGGAGUGGGGAGUUCUCCAUGGGGGUGGCCUAUAAGGGAAUCAGCCGCAAGGGGAAAGGAUCACUGUGUCUGCUGGGCUAUAAUGAUAAGUCCUGGAGCCUGCUGUGUUCUGAUACAGGGUACUCAGCCUGGCACAACAGGGCAGAUAAAUCCAUCAAUGCGCCCCAUUCACCGAGGAUAGGAGUCUACCUAGACCACUCGGCAGGGGUCCUGGCCUUCUUCAGUAUAGGCAACCACAUGACUCUCCUGCACAGGUUCGAAACCAUGUUUGUGGAGCCCCUCUAUCCCGGCUUUGGAGUUGGAACCUCGGUCAAGAUCUGUCAACUCAAAUGAACACGAACAUGUGCCUCUUGUUCCUUGAUGAAAAAUAUACUCAGUUUUUUUUAAAGAACGUUUCGGAAUAUUUUUCACACGGUGCCCCCUAUGCAUCAUUUGUCAUUUGUUUUGUUUUUCUUUGAGACUGACUGUGCCACAUUGCUCCAUCCAAGAGUUCUAUUUUAUGAAUGUUCUAAACAUUUGAAUGAGCAGAGGUCCUAAUAAUAACAUUGUAUGUAAACAUAUAACCUUUAUCUGACAGCAAGUAUUCUUUAUCUAAUGGUAUUUUGAAAAACUAGUAUCUACAUGGUCAACUAAAUGUGUUUGUACUGUAUGUAACAGUUAGCUUUUUAUGACUAGAAUAACUAUUUUCAAUAAAGAUGAAAUGACCACUCA